Trichoderma virens Gv29-8 is the source of this 2574-nucleotide messenger RNA. RefSeq lists its product as uncharacterized. Gene Ontology annotation, cellular component: Slx1-Slx4 complex; nucleus. Gene Ontology annotation, biological process: DNA repair; DNA replication. NCBI's taxonomy places the organism in Eukaryota, Fungi, Ascomycota, Sordariomycetes, Hypocreales, Hypocreaceae. The record is from RefSeq and is a predicted model, not a curated record. Bases 1 to 2574 code for a protein of 857 amino acids. Gene Ontology annotation, molecular function: DNA binding; 5'-flap endonuclease activity. The transcript has a single exon.
AUGGCGUCUCCUAACGCUUUUCUCUUGUCGCCAUCACGAAGCAGCAACCAGAGAUCUCACUUCUUUCACUCGUCUUCGCCCGAUCUGCCGGCAAUUGGAGACAUAUUAUCGCAGGAUGCUAAAAGUCGACGCUUCAAGCAUGGCAAGGAAGCCUUGCUCAUCUCAUCCGACGAAGAGACGGAUAUCAAGAAGGCGGGCAUCAAAGAGCACCCUGAGUCUCUACCGAUUGGGACAACGCCCUCAGUUUCAAACAGACCUGGGACCACGGAAGCUGAUGAUACUUCGCUCUUGAUAAUUGAACCUCCUGCCAUGUAUACUCCCAAGACUCGGAGACAUCAUGCGACACCUCCCAAAUUCAGAGCUCAGUCUAGUUCUCCUACAAAAGACCAGCCCUGGAAAAUGUUCAAGUCAAAAGCAAGCAGCUCUAAAGAUGGGAUCGACGAGUCAAUGCCCAUAGGAAUUGAAAAUAUCGAGCCGCCCUCUGCUCAGCAGCCAACAGUUGACUCAUCUCCUCCUCUAGUCAGAACCAAGCCUACACGGGCUGAAAACGAUAUCAAUGAGCCGCUCAGGCUAGAGCCGGCUAUGGUGCGACGGCUUGACUGGACCCCUCCAUCCAACAAGACCACGGCUAUUCCUCCGAUUGGUUCCCCUACUCUUGAGGACCUACCGGAAGAAACUCAUGACGCAGCCAGGAGCUUUGAGCAGAUUCUCGAAGUCUACAAGUGCACCGAUAACCUACAGCAAGAUGUUGCCAUGCUCUCAGAUGAAGAUGCCAGCAUACUAAGAAAGCGAAAGCUCGUCGAACUUGUUACGACAUCUGUAGCACCAAUAGAGCCGUCGACUGAGGCCAAGACCAAGGCUCCUGCGAAGCGGAAAGCACCGAAGAAAAAGCCGCGCACCAUAACGGAAAUUGCAACAUCAGCAUAUCGAGCGCCAGAUCCGUCAGAAUCGGCGCCACUAGUCUUAGAUGACACCACUGCGAGCACAAUCAAGGAGCCAGAUGCCUCAACUACUAAAGGGGGGAGCAAGGCAAAGCCUAGGAAAAGGACCUCCAAAGCUUCAACUAAGAAAAAGAAGAAGCCAUCUCCACCCCCAAAACCAAUUCUAUUACCCCCAACCGAGGCUCUUCAAGAAGUUGCAAGACAAGAUUUUGUAUUUGGAACAUCAAGCCAGCUGGCAAUCGAAAAUUCGCCUACUUUUCUACGAGAACUUCACGCGGCAAUGAGGCGCUCGAAUCAAGCCGAGUAUAUAGAUCUCGACACUCCUCUGAAUAGUGACGGCAUCGAGCCUCCAGAACGGAAGAGACUCUGGGCUGCUGCUGCUCGGGGUGUUGAUGGAGACUUAUUUGACCUUGAGAUGAGCAGAAUCAUAGAAAGAUCAUCUCAGCCACUGCCGGUGAUCUCUGAAGAUGAUCCAUUCGGUUACACCGGCUUUGACAACAAGAUUACUGUGUCUACGGUGAGCAUCAAUGGAAUCGACACUAGGUCACAACGCGAGUCCUUGAUCGAACCUGCAAAUGUUCCGCCACCCAAGGCCAUUGAGUUCAUCGAAUUAGUAGAUGAAGACUCUAUGUUAUUAGGUAGUGAUAUCUCAACUGGAUCACCACUACAGAGGCGUAUCAAACCCGCUGGCGCGAGUCAAUCUGCAGAGCCACACGGCCCUUCUAGUAUCAGCGACCCAAGCCAAGCCGAGUACCAUGCUUCAAAGCCCUCCUUUGAACUGUUCACGGAUGCCCAACUAUCCAAAGAAAUCGCUUCCUACGGGUUCAAGGCAGUCAAAUCGCGGCAAGCUAAAAUUUCCCUGUUAGAACAGUGCUGGCAAGGCAAAAACCAGCUAGGACAUCCUGGUUCCAGCAGGAUGUUUACUACCUCUACUUCCACAGAAGGAAAUCCUUCAAAUAGUGAGGUCAAAACUCCUCGUGGGCGGCCGAGGAAGAACAGUGCCAGUUCGCCUGAGGCGCAAGAACCUCCCCCGUCGGCACAACCACAUGCUUCACCGUCAAAACCUAGGGGGAGACCUAAAAAGGCCGCUUCUACUGCAAAACGCACGACGACGAGCACUGCCAAGGGUAAAAGGGUGUCAACAAAGACUGCAGCGGAAGCAUCCACGACACGAAAGUGCAAACCAGCAGCCGCCAAAGUUGUCUUGGAGAUUCCCGAUUCCGCAUCUGAUAGCGACCGCGACAUGUCGCUAAAUCCAACUUCAUCUCCCGAGCCUGGCUUUUCACCGCCGCCAGCAAUUGACCUUUCCCUGUCUCUUGCAGACGAUACGGAUCCAUCUCUGGUACUCAGCUCGACUCAGGAUCGGGGUCUUAGCUAUGAGUACAUUACUAAAGCUGUAACAUCGGCGCCCAGGACAACUGAUCCGGCAAACCCUUCAUGGCAUGAGAAGAUGUUGCUCUAUGACCCAAUCGUGCUGGAAGACCUGACUACGUGGCUGAAUUGCGGGCAAUUAACGCGCGUGGGCUUUGAUGGCGAAGUAAGCACUAUGGAAGUGAAGCAGUGGUGCGAGUCGAAGAGUAUAUGCUGCUUAUGGAAGGUGAAUUUGCGUGGUAAAGAAAGGAAACGAUACUGA